Molecule: messenger RNA, 5276 nt
Organism: Anas platyrhynchos (mallard)
Lineage: Eukaryota; Metazoa; Chordata; Aves; Anseriformes; Anatidae
Gene: CLDN16
Product: claudin 16
Cellular component (GO): membrane; bicellular tight junction
Molecular function (GO): structural molecule activity
Source: RefSeq, a predicted model, not a curated record
UGAACCCCCAGCAGGAAAAAGAGUGUGGACCCACUAGUACUGGCUGGGAUAUCGCUCUUCGUUUGUCAUCCUAAUUUGGGAGUUAUUUUAGAUUAAUUUCAGGAAACGUGAAUCGUUUGGGAUCAGCUGAGGAUAUCAGUAUGUUCAGAAAAGCCAAAUGGAUCCCAUAUUGAGGCAUCAUUUCCGAGCAAAACGGAGGAGGGACACCCAAUCUUGAAUAAAGUGAGUCCGGAAAAGAACUCAGCCAGAUACCCCAAGGCUGUGUAACCUUGUCUUCUUGCCACAAAGGCACCUGUGCUGGGCUGUCCCUAAGUGCUCCAUUAACACCCAGUGUGGUUAUUAGCAGCCUCCACUCUCACAUUCCUGCUCUGAGUGUGAAUACUAAAUACUGGAGCAAAGUGCCCCCAGCCUUAAUACCUGACCAAAUGACCUCCCUAAUGGCCCUAAUGACUCAUUGCCUCUCACAAUAUGGGAAUGCAGGGAAACUGUCCAUGGCCAGGAAAGCCUGGAGUGCACAGUAACUCCUUUUUUCAGCUAGGAAAAGGGUUAUUCAGACAACUUUCAACUUCAGGAGAAAGCACCUCCAUCCUCCAGCACGGAAAUCCUUCUUGCCUUUGACCUUGGCCUACAGCAUCUCAUCUCCACUGCAGAACUCUGGAUCCAGCAAGAUGCAGCACCACAGAGCGGGGCUCAAACUCUUGCACUCACUGCGAACAUCAAGGCAAACCUGGGCUAGGUUUUGCAGUGGUUUGUGCUGGAAAAAGCCAUAAACUGCUUCCUAGCGAGCACUGUUGUGUGCACUCAGUCCCUCCCUGUUGUGGAUGGAUUAAAAGUCUCACCACCACUGUUAAACAGUGCCUGGUUCACUCUCGUGCUAGGCUCAUCAUCACUGUGUGCUGGCACCUUUUACAGUGCGGUAAAACACCGUGACUAACGUCUCUCACAUGUUUGUCUUCUGUGCUUUCCCCAGAAGGGUGAGUACAAAAUGCCGUGGCCUGUGGUGGGAAUGUGUCACAAAUGUUUUUGAUGGGAUCCAAACUUGUGAUGAGUACGACUCCAUCUUCGCUGAGCACCCCGUGAAGCUGGUGCUGACCCGAGCCAUGAUGAUCACAGCAGAUAUCCUGGCAGGAUUUGGAUUUCUCUUCCUUGUCCUGGGACUGGAUUGUGUGAAAUUCCUUCCGGACGAGCCACUCAUCAAGCUGCGCAUCUGCCUGGUGUCUGGAGUUACCUUGCUCAUCGCAGGUCUCCCAGGCAUUACUGGCUCGGUGUGGUACGCCGUUGACGUCUACGUGGAGCGCUCCUCUCUGGUCUUCCACAACGUGUUUCUGGGCAUCCAGUACAAGUUUGGCUGGUCCUGCUGGCUCGGCAUGGCGGGGUCGCUUGGCUGUUUCUUGUCCGGGGCCCUGCUCACCUGCUGCAUGUACCUCUUCAGAGAGACCAGCUCUGGAAGGCUUCACCCUGCUUACUCCUUGAGGAAAGGCUAUUCCUCAGCUGGGACAGUUGUAACCAAUGUGCACCUGCCAUCCUCACAAACAGCUACUGCCAAAAUGUAUGCCGUGGAUACGAGAGUGUGAGGAGGAGGCAAAUGCACCAGAAAGAGCUCCACUCCAGUGGGUUGUGCAGGAACCUGAGCUCCUGGGGUUGUGGCAUAGAUGAAAAGUUGAAUUUUGACAAUGUACUGUGUGUUACAAUAUUUGCAUUAUGAGAGCUUCACAAAAAUUGCCUUCAAGAAAGUAAUCUCCAGGAAGACUUUGCUUUAGGGAUUCCAGUUUUCUCGAGUACUGGGGCUGCUUGCAUAAGCACAGACUAAAAUAGCCAACACAAAAUCUUCCAGCUUUUGGCUCAUCACUAUCAGCGCGAGUGAAAUAAAUCAGCUGCUCCUGGAAUCAGCCACCAGUGUUCAGUGUGAAGAUCCCCAGACUGCAAGGUGGAUCUGCUCCCUGUCUGGCAAUGUGUUGAAAGAACAUACAAAGCAGAAAAUACAUGCUUCUGUGGAGAGAGGGACUGAUCAUCUGGCAAACAUCUGGGCCCCGUGCAGCCAGCACGGGGGAUGUUGCUCCUGAAGGUAGCUGGGGAGCUCAACAGAAGAGCUGUGUUAAAUGCCUGGCCGCAUUUUUUGGCCCAUAAACCUCUGCACUGAGGAAACACUGCAAAUUCAGGUGCAUUCUUUCCUGUAAAAUACAGAUUUUCUCUAUAGGUGCUAAAAUGUACAUUAGAGAUUCACUAGAUUCACUAAGAUCUAGAAAUUGCCAGCUUCUUUCUGUUUAGUAAAAGUUUUGCCCGGACAGUGAGUGAAAAUCCAAAACCUGGCCUUGUGCAUGACAAUGAAUCUAUACCAGCUAGAAAGCAGGAUAAAGGAUAGUAAAAACUUCUGCCUCUUUCCAUCAAAGGGUAUUUAAAUCCAGUUCAGGACUGCUGUCCCCUGCUGCAAUCCAGGCUGCCUUCAGCACAUUCCCUAAGGAUGGGUGCAACAGCACCGACAGCCCUUCAAUGCCUCUGAAGGAAAAAGAACUUGAGACAUGGCUUUGUUAGGUUUGGUGGGACCUGCCCAAAUCCAGUCCUUUCUGCCAUGAGCACCACUUUAUUCAGUGAUGGGCACCAGAGAGUGAGAAAAGGCUUUCAGCACAGAGAGGUACCUGCCUGGGGUGGUGGAGAAACAUCAGGGGAGUUUCAUUAGGGGUGUGUACACCCUUGGGAACAGAGGGCCCACCAAAUGGAGGCUUCCUCCACUGACCACUUGGUGGACUGGAAGGAAAAACUCCUUCCUCUGAUACAAAGUGAAGCUUGAUGGCCACAGGCAGAUGGGAUGGAGUGGGUUGAGUCCCUCUGAGAGCCCCUAUAAUGGAAGAUGAGGGGCUUAGUCCUCUCAUGGGUUAUUCAUGGGUUAUCUUUUUUUUUUUUUUUUUUUUUUUUUUUUCCCUGGGAAAUUUUUUUAUUGUUCAGAAGAGGAGGAACAGUCGGGUAUCACCUGCUAAUACAGGUGUGCUGGCAAAUCUCAGGCCAUUGACUUCUCCUGCUCUUUUUCUGGGGUAUGCUGUAGCUGGGGAGACUUUUGGGCCUUUGUCCUGAUGGUCUUCAGUUUGCUUUAGGAUGCCAAGAAGUGUUUUGUGACUUGCAACACAUGGGUCACAACAAGCGAUCAUUCAGUAGACACUUUGGGAUUAAACGUUUAAACUCUGGUCAAGGGUAAAUAUAGAGGACUGAUCUCAUUUGUUCCUUCAGCCUUGUGCUCCUCCAGGGGUACCAAUAAGGCAUAUGCAUACCCCAAAUACUGUCUUAACUCAGGGUGCACAUUCCUCAAAUAUACACGUACACAGAGAUUGUUGCAUAAACAUUCACGAGACUUUCUUUUCUUCCGUAUAUAUGUGAAAUAAGGGUUAAUUCAAUUCUUCCUGUGCUAUACAGUAGCUUUUGAGGAUCUACAUCCUGCACAAGAGGGCUAAGAAAAGGUCACAGCAGCCCUUAGGUUUGCUGGGUUAAUGUUUUGUAACAACCAUUCCAGUGCUGCAUUGGUUCAUUCAAAUCCCGCUGACACUCCAUCUGAUGUUUUGAUCAGUUGUUAAUAUUUAAUUGUUGAUUCACUGAUUGAUUGAACUCUGAUUUCAUGACUGCAGUGUGCAGUCUUCCUUAGCUUGUCAUGAUGCCACAAUGCCAAUCUAUUUUAGUAUGGUCAUUUACUCAUUUGCAACAAAUUCCCCCAGAAAGGACAGAGGUCUUCCUUUCUGUUUCAAAAUCACAACCAGUUGCCAAGACUUGAGGCAUUGCAGCUGAGCUCAGGUAUUAAUGUGUUUCUUUAGCUCUUUCAAAUUCCUAUCUGCAUCCUACUCAGCUCACAGGAGGAGUGGGGCUGGAUAUAACAACAGACCACCCUUGCCUUCCUGACAGCCACUGGUGGCUUCACAAGACUGUUCAGCUGCACUUUCCAGCCGAGGCUCAACAUUUAAUCUUUUGGUUCCAACAGGUUUUUAGCCUUCUCCCACUUUUCACUGACUCCUAAGGAGCGUUUUUGCCCAUUGGAGCAUCUAGUCCACUUCAGUUUCAUCGUUUAGUUUCUGAGGCCGCAGACAGAGGUGGGGACUGAGCCAAGACCUCCCCUUCUUCCUCCCUGACAUCUCCUCAACAUCAGCAUCUCCUCAACCCUGGGGCUCCCCAUUGCCCUCCCUACUCACAUCACACAGUCGAACGCAGUCUGCCAGGGCUCCAGAUGGCCACAGGUUAUGGAAAUUAGUAAUGUCUUGUAGGUAAGCUCUUUGCAAAGCUGAUUUCAUACCCUACAAAUAGGUAUUGAUUUCCCAUUUUGAUCUAUGCAAGCAAGAAAUAGCCAAUAAAACAAUGACAUUUGCAGUCAUUGUCCUUCUCUGCCUGCAGCAUUUCGUCCUCUCGCCAUCUCAAUGAGCCUUGUUCACAAGGGCUCUUACCCCAGCACUAAUGAGGACUCAAUCUCCUGUCCUUGUGAACUAACAUCUCCUCAUGCAGGUACACGGAUAUGUUCCAAAAUAUGGAUUUCCCCACUUUUUGCAUGCAUUGCAAUGUGUUUUUUUUGUUUUUUUUUUUUUUUUUGUGUGUGUGUGUGUGAAUGCCAUAGAUCUGAACAAUUAUUUUCAUUACAUAAGAAUGUUACUUCAAAAAUCUGUUUUCCUUACAGAUUGCCAUAUUUUUGAGGUAAUAUAAAUGCAGUUGCCAUUGAGUGUCAGCUUCCUCUAACACCACUUCCAAGUUUCACCCAGAACGGUGUUUUGCCCUGAUUCCUGGAGGGAAAUCAUUGCUCUGUUGUAGGAAACCAGCCCCUAGGACAGUGGGGUGGAUUACAGAGGCUGCCCAGACUUUCACCAUUACCUGCAGAUUCCAGACCCCAGUGCACACCAGUAGCAGCAUCUCUUUGAGAGUUGGCAGACUUUAUCUCUCGCCACAUCUACUUCUAGUUAUUUUUUUUUAAACUUGCAAAGAGAGAAAAAUAAAAUCACACCAAGAAAACCAGGCUUUCUCUCUCAACUGGGGCUGGGACCCCACAGCUUGCUCUUCUGCAUCUUUUAACUACUGUGGGCAAGCAACUAAUGACCGAAAUAUUCUGCCCAAGCACUGCUACAGGGAGCAGAGGACAAUUUUGUCCAUGUAGCUACUGGGUUCCUGCCGUAAGAUGCCUUUGAGCAAGAAAGAAAGAGCCAGAACUUUCCUAUCUAGUGACCCAGAGAGAGAGAGAGCAUCUGCCCGCAGCCUCAUCCUCUUCCUUUCACAAAAGCCUUCAGAUGACAAUCAUAAUAAUAAUAACAAUAAAA